This is a messenger RNA of Rhopilema esculentum, 2642 nucleotides long. RefSeq lists its product as uncharacterized. NCBI's taxonomy places the organism in Eukaryota, Metazoa, Cnidaria, Scyphozoa, Rhizostomeae, Rhizostomatidae. The record is from RefSeq and is a predicted model, not a curated record.
UUUCACCUUCAUUCUGUUGUGUCUUGUAAUACGAUGCUUUUCUCAAUAUCUAUGUAGACAAUGCCUGCCAAAAAUCCUUGAAACAACCGGCGAUCGAGUCGAUUGUCAUGUCUUUGCCAAUACAAUGGCAUUGCAGUUCCUUCUCCAAAAAGGUGCUUUAAAAGUUGAGAGAAUUCGUUAUAAGCCAAAUAUGAAAUAAUCUUUCUUAACAUUUUCUCUCCUUUAUAGAAAACCUUGCGACUUACGGGGAUAGAACGGAAUAAUCAAACUUAUUAUUAGCAGAUGACGUAAGCGUUCAAUACGUCUGGAACAGUGGUCUGGCACAGCAAAUGUUUCAACAAUAACAGCCAUACCUAUCUUAGUGGUUUCCUGGUGCAGUGCAGGUCGGAAGCUGUUAGUUAUUGACCAACACAGCAGAAUAUCAAGCGAAGAGGAAGAGAAAUUUCGAUUUUUACUUUCCAGGGAACGUCCACCAGAGUCAUUUUACAAGGAAGUGAGUUUUGGUUUUUUCCUUGCGAACCAAGAAAUUUGCAAGCGAUGCGCACAACAGGCUGAGAAUUCACGAAGUCUUCAAGUGUUUUCAUUCUCCGAAAAGUGUAUCUUGUACAAGAAAAGUGACAAAGUAGCCAGAUAGUUUAUGACAAUGAUAAGGACAAACGAAGAAUUGAACUCAAUGCGAACUCCAUUGUUGCACGAUGAUGCAUUGGCAAGUGAAGAACAGUCACUUGACCCAGUAUAUGAUGCAGCUUUGGACGUGGAGACAUUUACGAUGCACUACAUACAGUUCAAGAGGAACGUAUUAAAAUCACAACAAAGGGCGGAUGGCCAAUCAAUGCAGAGAAUUCGGAAGCAGGACUCCACAGUCGUUAUAGAAAUAGCAAUGCUUACACUGUCACAGGUUGCUGACAUAAAAGUGUAUGUAAAACGAAUCAAAGAGAUAGUAAACCCGCCAAUUGGUUCUGUUGAGCUUGAAGUUGAGAAGAAGCACCCGACAUGCGACAAGUAUGAGCUGACAAUCAAUUUGGACUCAGUAUUCUCGAAGGACGGUCGGCCGGUGUAUGCUUUAGCAAAGAGCAACACUGAGGAACGGAAUCUGUUUUUUCUGCGGGUUGAAGUUAUCUUCAUCGAUGGCUCAAAAAGUUCACAGAAUACAGAGCCAUUUAAAAUCGUUGGGAAAAUGAAAGAAGUGUCAUGUCAAAAGGAACCAGACGAAGGAGAUCAUCUCGAGCAAGUUGCUUACCAACCUCUAGCUUUUUCAAACGCCAAUGGCCAUGGCAAAAAGAGAAAAUCAGAUUCAAUUGAAACUGUGCCACAUGCAGAUUCACUGGAAAGAAUUCUACAGUUCCUUAAAGAAGGCGAACCUUUGUCUGCUGGGCCGAGGACUUCCCUUUGUAGAGAGAAACUCAUCGAAGCUUCAAAAAUUGUCAGUGAAGAAAUCAGAUCAAAGACAGCGUUUAUCGAACAGCUGUAUGGAGUGCAACAAAUAAAUACCCCACGAGGGGACAUAGCGUAUCAUUUUGUUAUCAGAAAUCCUAGCGAUUGCCCUUUUUUUAAGGAAGGUGAAAUUGUUGGCAUUUUCGAAGGGAUAAAUAAGGAAGCAGUGUUGGACAAACUGUCCAGCAGAAAUGCACAAAAGUCGAUCACACGAGGUGUGAUAACACGGUCGCACUAUAUUGCAGCAAAGACCAAAGCCAGUGGUAUCACAGAAACAAUUUGCAUGUUUGGGGUGGUUCCCGUGCGUGUUAAAGGUUCUGUUGCGAGCGGAGAAGCUCUUUAUUGCUCCGAAAUUGAACCUGGCGUGGCUGUUAGUGGCAGGCAGCUGAAAAAUUCACAAACCAUACCCAAUGCAUUGAUUGGAAUUGCGCUGGAAACCUCUGGAGGCUUUUACGACGAGAUUCAUUUGGUUGAGAGUUUGGUUUCAUUAACCAUGGAAGUUUUUGGAAACUUAAUGGACAGGAACAUGAAACAAAUAAACCGAAAUAUUGACAGCAAAGUGGACAGCAUUAAGAAGUCAAGGAAAAGGCUACAUAAAAGAUUGCGUCUUUGCUUUGGCAUUUCUUUCGUCUUCUGUUCUUUGCUUGCGAUUCUUUUUUGGCAGCUUUUCGUGCCAUGCUCUGCUUUCAAGUACUGGCAAUGCAGACAGGGGAUGAUUGCUAAGCAACAAGCCUCGUUUUCGUACAGAGAAUUGAGCACAGCAUACAAGGAAACCAAAAUUUCUGGAAUCGAAUUUACUUGGGAAAAGCUUAUAAAGAAAACUGACCUUGGGGGCGCAAAGGCAAUUAACAGUACAGGAUUCCAUUACUAUUUGAACCUCAAGGUUUGCGCCUGUGGUGACAAAGCUGCUGGGCCCAGCGCGUUUGCUGCCGAUGUUUCCUGCACUCAUCUGUACUUCUACUCAAGCUCCUGUAUGAAGUGGUGCAGAUACUAUAGUGCGAAGAACAUUGUUUGUCACCCUUUUUACCCCUGGGGAUCGAUGAGUACCCUAUUAAAGGAAAAGCUGUGCUGGAUCACAGCAACUCUCAAGUGGUAUUGCCUUGUCUGAUGUAAUUAGUAAAAGUGCCACAAUGUAACAUAGCCUAUUCUGUGGCUAGUGAUUGAUAUAAGCUUGAGUGUAUCGUUUUUAAAAAUGGUUGCACGUGUAU